AUGUCCUUUACUAGAUACAGCAAGCCCGUCCCUGAAGGGCUUAUCGUGUGCGAGACACGCGAGCAAAUGAAUCAAGCGGUGCGCGACCACCCAGAAACGGUCCUUCACGAUGAAGACGGCGGUUACUAUCUCAAAGACAUGAACGGCAUCCCGGUGGCCGUGGCGGCUGAUUCCUUAUGUUCAGAGUUGGAUAACUCCUUCGCCGAAGCGGACGCCAUGAUUGCACAGAAUCAACUGAAGGGAGAAGAUCAAGUGGAGACUGAGGAUGACCUCGACACUACGGCCGGUGCGAAUGCUUGCGCCCAUCGCCGCUGCUUCAAUUCGGUGAUCUGUAUUACUUACAGAGACUGUCACAUAUGCUCUUCUCGUCAUAUAUGUAUCUAA
Aspergillus caelatus is the source of this 384-nucleotide messenger RNA. RefSeq lists its product as uncharacterized. NCBI's taxonomy places the organism in Eukaryota, Fungi, Ascomycota, Eurotiomycetes, Eurotiales, Aspergillaceae. Bases 1 to 384 code for a protein of 127 amino acids. The record is from RefSeq and is a predicted model, not a curated record. The transcript has a single exon.